Caenorhabditis elegans is the source of this 2988-nucleotide messenger RNA. It is a transcript of the gene fbxa-209, whose product is annotated as DUF38 domain-containing protein. The record is from RefSeq and is marked reviewed. Lineage: Eukaryota; Metazoa; Nematoda; Chromadorea; Rhabditida; Rhabditidae. Bases 2010 to 2750 code for a protein of 246 amino acids. The transcript is spliced from 4 exons.
GAACUUUGCUUUUGACACAUAGAACACCAUCAAAUCGGAUAGUUAAAAAGGGUAUAUCAACGCCGAAAAAGUCAUUGAGACUAUAAAUUUUAUUACAAAACCAUACAGCAAUUGAACGUCAAAUUAGAAACCUUCCAUGGCACCAGUAAUAGUGAUGAAAGCGUUAUUCAGAGCACAGUAAGUUCCUUUUGAUUCGAUAUUCACAAAGCAUUUUAACAUGUACUUGACCGCAUCCAUUUCAAUUUGUUAACAUAAAAUUUGAUAAAAUCCUUGGCAGGAAUUACCAACAAGUAAUCUUCAUCAUGGUCAAAUCCACGAGUGUUGAAAGCUUUCCCUUCAUGCAGAGAUCGCAAUAUUUUUUAUUCCACAAGCAACAUUGUCGCACUUGUCCGUUAUUUUUUGCUUCACCAGAGAAUUUUUCCAGGACGUGUUUUAUUCGGACAGUUUCUGAAAAAAAACCAGAAUUGGUAAAAAAAAUUUUAUGACAGUCUUGAUGGUGUAUUUUUCUAUGUGGAUUACAUUUAUAAAAUUAGUAAAAUUACGCAUUUAAUGUUCAAAAAAUUGUUAUUGCAUUUUAAUUGAAAUUUUAUUAACUUACUGAGUUGCCACAAUUGUGAAGUUUUUCAGCUUGUAGUGAAACGGGUCGAAAAACAGUGAAACAACUGUAGUAUCCUCCAAUUAAAGCACAAAAUGACAGAAUCUUGCUCCUGAAAUAGUUCAAUUCAAAAUUAUUUUUAUCAAUUAAAAUACCCUACCUUGUGUUCAUUGUUGGUUUUAAGUUCAAAAAACAAUUCAGUUUAGAAAAUAUCAAUAUAAAUUCAAUAAGAUCAAAUAAAAUAUGUAGAGGGCAACACACCAGUCGCCCGCGAAGACAUAACUGACUUGUCAUUCUUUUUCACUCUUGAGAAAGUAGCAUUACAACAUUGAAAGAGAUUCUGACUCAUCGAGAUUCUGACUCAUCGCUUGCCAAAAAUGUGUACUGUUUGUUGAUACUAACGUGUUUUUUUCUGAAUUAAAUUUCUAAAAGAAUAAGUUCGAAGAAAGAAACAUGGUGGGUAAAAUACCAGAAAAUUUACUUUGGAUUGAAAAUCAAGAAAAUCGAGCAAAUUACUUGAAAUUUAGUUUUUUCGAAUGGAUCAAAUUGCUAAAUAGUUCAAAAAAUGCUAGCUAAUUGGAAAAUAAAAUGAAGUUAUGCUUUUGUUUUCACAAAAAUAUCAAGCAACUGUUAUUAUAAUCUCUGAUUUCUUUAAAAAUUAUUAUUAUAUAUUACUUUUUGAACUUCAAUAAACCCCCAAAAUACAGUCCUACUUUCACAAACUCUUGUUCGUGACUUUUAUCAUAAUUAUUUGUAAAUCCAUGAAUACUUACAAAACUCAAAUCACUUUUUUUGCACAAAAUCGGAUUAACUCAUUUUUGAAAUUUGAAAAGUUAUCAUUUUCUUUACGGAAAAUUUCGCUAAAGAAACAUUGCUAUCUUUCAAUUUCGAAAUAAUACCAUUCUUAUCAACAAUCGUUAUCAACUCAAAUUCAAAUUCAAAUUCAAAUUCAAAUUCAAAUUCAAAUUUUAACUGCAGAACAAGCCAAUUUGAAAUUAAUUUGAACAGUUCUCUGUGUACUUACUAUUAAAAUGACGUUUAAUAUCCGCGAUGAUCCAAUCGCUAUCCGAACUUGUAUUCGCUGUGACGUACUUCAAGGUAAAUCAGCUUUUCAGUCUUUUGAAGAUUUAUGCAAAGAUCACGGUAAUGAUGUAAUUUCGUAUCGGGAGUUCGAUUUUUGGUUUUAUCGAUUUUACAUGGGAAUUAUGAUUUAAAUUAUGAUAACAGUCUGGAUGCUCCCUUGCGAUAUCUGUCCGACGUUCCUGACAAAAUUAUUUAUGAAAUUCUGAGCAAAGCUAAACUAUUCGAACUGUUCAAGAUUCAAAAAGUGUCGAGAGGAUUUAGGAGUUUUGUCAAUAAUCAUCAUGUUGGCUUUAAAAGUAUCAACAUCAGUUUUAAACUUGAAAAAAUAGAAAUGUUGAUCGACGGGAAAGAAAUCGUUUAUGCGCCGAAACCCGAAGAUGCUGAUCCUAUUGUUGACGAAGAAAAAACACAAAUAGUCAUUGCUGAAAACUUUACUAAUUUGGCUAUAUAUGAUUUGAAGCUACUCAUGAACAUGCAUUUGCUGAAACUGCAGGACUUUACUCUUGGGUUUUAUCCAAAUGACAAUGUUGACCUACAAUCUCUUCACUUUCCAACGAUUUUGAAUUUGUUACAGUCUUGUCAAACUUUGUCUAGUGUAAAAUCAUGCUCAGCUUAUUGUAUGACUGACGAAGCAGUGCAUUCAUUUAUUUGUUGCUUUCAAUCUGGUACGCUGGAAGAAAUUCGUAUUUUAACUGAACAUGGACCAGAAAUUUAUCUGGAAAACAUUUGCCUUCGGAACCAGUGGAAAAUGGCAAAAAAUUUGACAGCCGGCAUUGGAAACAGUAUACUGCCCAUUCAGAGUCUUUUUCACUUUGAAAAAUUCUUGAUUCAUAAAUUGCGAAUUACAGUAGAUGAUGCUAUUAAAAUCAAAGAGAUGCUCGACAAACCUAACAACUUGAAGGAUGGAUAUUUUCGAGUCGAGAUAGCGAAUAAAAUUGAAUUGGCUAGAGUAUUCGGGACAGACUAUAUUGAUCGAAAUGGCGAGAUUACAAUGUACUACCAAACAGAAGAACGUCUCAAGUAUUUAAUCAAAUUUAUCCCAAUUGCGCUAAAAAUAUUAAGAUCCGAUUAAAACUUUUUGUGUGUAUUUCUUAAAACUAUUAUCACACCUGAAGAUGAGUUUUUUAACGUUCAUUGUUGAUGUUCAAUUUUAGUAACGAUCGAUAUUGUUUGUCUAUUUUUAUCGAUCCAAUAUUGGUUGACGCGCAACCUUGAGUCUUUAUAUAAAUUGUUGCGCGAAUAUCAAAUACACAUUCCUUUUUUCCAAUUCCCACUUUAUUCAAAAUGUCCAAUAAACUAAUUUCUGUUGA